UCUGUGAGGCUGCGCAGAGUCCGACUUUAAAGGAGGCGGAGCUUUGUCUUUCGCCCUCAAGAAAGACAGUGGGACCGGCGAGUGACGGCAGCAAAAGGCGAGCCUGAGCCCUGACAGGGCUUUAGGCUUUUGCUUUUUUAUCCCAACAAAUCAACCCCCAAAAGAGGAGAAAAUGGCUUCCGAAUCGGAAACUUUGAACCCCAGCGCUCGAAUAAUGACCUUUUACCCCACCAUGGAAGAGUUCCGGAACUUCAGCAGAUACAUUGCUUAUAUUGAAUCCCAAGGAGCUCAUCGGGCUGGGCUAGCCAAGGUCGUUCCUCCCAAGGAGUGGAAGCCACGAACAUCCUAUGACGAUAUUGAUGACCUCGUCAUCCCUGCACCCAUCCAGCAGCUGGUGACUGGUCAGUCUGGACUCUUCACUCAGUACAACAUACAGAAAAAAGCCAUGACUGUUCGUGAGUUCCGAAAGAUCGCCAAUAGUGAUAAGUACUGUACCCCACGAUAUAGUGAAUUUGAAGAACUUGAGCGUAAAUACUGGAAAAACCUCACAUUCAAUCCCCCCAUCUAUGGUGCAGAUGUGAAUGGUACUCUCUAUGAAAAGCAUGUUGAUGAGUGGAAUAUUGGCCGGCUGAAGACCAUCCUGGACCUGGUGGAAAAGGAGAGCGGCAUCACCAUUGAGGGCGUGAACACCCCAUACCUGUACUUUGGCAUGUGGAAGACAUCGUUCGCCUGGCAUACGGAAGACAUGGACUUGUACAGCAUCAACUACCUGCAUUUUGGAGAGCCCAAGUCUUGGUAUUCUGUUCCACCUGAGCAUGGGAAACGCCUGGAACGUCUUGCCAAAGGCUUUUUCCCGGGAAGCGCUCAGAGCUGUGAGGCCUUUCUGCGGCACAAGAUGACCCUGAUUUCCCCGUUAAUGCUGAAGAAGUACGGCAUUCCCUUCGACAAGGUGACCCAAGAGGCUGGCGAGUUUAUGAUCACUUUCCCUUACGGUUACCAUGCUGGCUUCAACCAUGGCUUCAACUGUGCUGAGUCUACCAAUUUUGCUACCCGUCGGUGGAUUGAGUAUGGCAAGCAAGCUGUGCUGUGCUCCUGCAGAAAAGAUAUGGUGAAGAUCUCCAUGGACGUGUUUGUGAGGAGGUUCCAGCCCGAGCGCUAUAAGCUUUGGAAAGCUGGGAAGGACAGCACCAUUAUCGACCAUACUCUGCCCACUCCAGAAGCUGCCGAGUUUCUGAAGGACAGUGGACUGCCCCCAAGAACUGGGGACGAGGAGUGCCCAGAGGAGGACAUGGAAGGGGUCGAGCAGGGAGAGGAGGGAGAUGUAAAGAGAAGCUUGGCCAAGCACCGAAUAGGGACAAAGCGACACAGAGUCUGUCUUGAAAUACCACAGGAGGUGAGCCAGAGUGAACUCUUCCCCAAGGAAGAGCUGAGUUCUGGACAAUAUGAGCUGACAGAGUGCCAGGCCACCCUCGCCCCAGUGAGACCCACCCACAGCUCCGUGCGGCAGGUUGAGGAUGGCCUUCCUUUUCCAGAUUACUCUGACCCCACUGAAGUCAAAUUUGAAGAGCUGAAGAAUGUCAAACUGGAAGAGGAGGAUGAGGAGGACGAGCCUGAAGCAGCCGCGCUGGACCUCUCUGUGAAUCCUGCAUCCAUAGGAGGACGCGUUGUCUUCUCGGGUUCCAAAAAGAAAUCCUCUUCCAGCCUGGGCUCCAGUUCAUCUCAGGAUUCAGUUUCUUCAGAUUCUGAAACCAGCGAGUCUGUCUCUUGCCAAGGCCAAGAGAAAACAGGAGUUCUCACUGUGCACAGCUAUGCCAGAGGGGAUGGCCGGACCACCACAGGAGAGCCGAGUGUGAAGAAGAAGCGCAGCGCCCCACGAAGCAUCAGUGAGCAGGAGCUGGCAGAGGUUGCGGAUGAGUACAUGCUUUCCCUGGAGGAGAAUAGGAAGACCAAGGGUCGCCGCCAGCCCUUAAGCAAGCUCCCGCGCCAUCACCCGCUCGUGCUGCAGGAGUGUGGCAGUGAUGACGAGACUUCUGAACAGCUGACCCCUGAGGAAGAGGCUGAGGAGACAGAGGCUUGGGCCAAACCUCUGAGCCAGCUGUGGCAGAACCGACCCCCGAACUUUGAGGCUGAAAAGGAGUUCAAUGAGCUCAUGGCCCAGCAGGCUCCCCACUGUGCUGUCUGUAUGAUCUUCCAGACAUACCACCAGGUGGAGUUUGGAAGCUUUACUCAGACCUGUGGGAAAGCUUCGGAAGCAGCUGCUCAGACUCAGAGGACCAAGCCAUUGAUCCCAGAAAUGUGCUUUACCACAACUGGCUGCAGCACGGACAUCAACCUUUCUACCCCUUACCUGGAGGAGGAUGGCACCAGCAUGCUAGUGUCCUGCAAGAAGUGCAGUGUCCGGGUACAUGCCAGUUGCUAUGGGGUGCCCCCCACAAAGGCUUCUGAAGAAUGGAUGUGUUCUCGAUGUUCGGCCAAUGCUCUGGAGGAAGACUGCUGUUUAUGCUCAUUGCGUGGAGGGGCCCUGCAGAGAGCAAACGAUGACAGAUGGGUCCAUGUUUCAUGUGCUGUGGCAAUUCUAGAAGCAAGGUUUGUCAACAUCGCUGAAAGAAGUCCAGUGGAUGUGAGCAAAAUCCCUCUGCCCCGCUUCAAGCUGAAGUGCGUCUUCUGUAAGAAACGGAGGAAAAGGAAUGCUGGCUGCUGUGUGCAGUGUUCGCACGGCCGCUGCCCCACCGCCUUCCACGUGAGCUGCGCCCAGGCUGCCGGGGUGAUGAUGCAGCCCGAUGACUGGCCUUUUGUCGUCUUUAUCACCUGCUUUCGGCACAAGAUCCCCAAUUUGGAGCGUGCUAAGGGGGCCUUGCUGAGCAUCACGGCCGGCCAGAAGGUCAUCAGCAAGCACAAGAAUGGGCGUUUCUACCAGUGUGAGGUGGUCAGACUCACCACCGAGACCUUCUAUGAAGUCAACUUUGAUGAUGGCUCCUUCAGUGACAACCUUUAUCCCGAGGACAUAGUGAGUCAGGACUGUCUCCAGUUGGGGCCUCCUGCUGAAGGCGAAGUGGUUCAAGUGAGAUGGACAGAUGGUCAAGUCUAUGGGGCUAAGUUUGUGGCCUCCCACCCCAUCCAGAUGUACCAGGUGGAGUUUGAGGAUGGCUCACAGCUUGUGGUUAAGAGAGACGAUGUAUACACACUGGAUGAAGAGCUUCCCAAGAGAGUCAAGUCUAGACUGUCGGUAGCUUCAGACAUGCGCUUCAAUGAGAUUUUCACAGAGAAGGAAGUAAAGCAAGAAAAGAAAAGGCAACGGGUCAUCAAUUCAAGGUACCGGGAGGAUUACAUCGAGCCAGCGCUAUACCGGGCCAUCAUGGAGUAGAUGCUUCCUAGAUCUAAGAGGUUCCCAGCCAUCAAGGCGAGAGCACUCGAGGGUUCCACAGCACAGCAGAUACUUGGAACU
Molecule: messenger RNA, 3445 nt
Organism: Myodes glareolus (Bank vole)
Lineage: Eukaryota; Metazoa; Chordata; Mammalia; Rodentia; Cricetidae
Gene: Kdm4a
Product: lysine demethylase 4A
Biological process (GO): chromatin remodeling; regulation of gene expression
Cellular component (GO): nucleus; chromatin
Molecular function (GO): histone H3K9 demethylase activity; histone H3K36 demethylase activity
Source: RefSeq, a predicted model, not a curated record